This is a messenger RNA of Fusarium sp. VM40, 2304 nucleotides long. The record is from the annotation of a GenBank genome assembly. Lineage: Eukaryota; Fungi; Ascomycota; Sordariomycetes; Hypocreales; Nectriaceae.
AUGACUGUGAAAAGCAGCUCUUCUCUGCAGAGGAAGAAUAUUUGUUUGGCGAUCAUGGUUGGCUCUAGCUUGAUUGGCCUCUUGGCUGUCGUCUUUCAGAUAUGCUUCGUCGAGGCGGUGGAAGUAGACGUCGAUGUUUCUGCUUACACCAGCGAAGUUGAGUCCGAUUGGACUGCUGUUUACUACUCUGAUCGCAAUCCCUUGUUAAUUGGAAACGAUGGAGGUCCCGAUAAAGGAGGAUUUCACGUCUACGACCUCAACUCAAAGUCCCCGCUGCAGGAAGUGACAGCACAAACACCCGGUCGCAGCAAGCUCGUCACUACAGUAUACGAUGUCGACAAGAAAGAUAUCCUUGUCACAAUCGCGCAGCCAGAUUCUGUCCUUCGCGCUUAUGAGAUGCCCAAUUUUAAGCAGAUAAAGGAUGCAGCCUUCAAAGUGCUAGGAGACUGGUCUGCGCUGUGCAGCUGGAAGAGCGAAGCUGGAAACGACUAUGUCUAUCUUUUUGGCAAGGGACAGGCGGUUCAGAUUCUUGUUCAAGAAACCAAGAAGUCCAUCGAGUUUGUCGAGAUCCAAACAUUCCCCAUAGGCUUUGAAACGUCUGGAUGUGCUGUUUCGCGCUCCGAGUCACGCAUGUACAUCUCUACGGAUGAUGAGAAGAACGUCUACACUUUCUCACUCAAAGAGUCGACAACGGCGCCAAAGAUUACCGAGUUUGGCAAAGCAGCAGAUGAUGUUACCGGUUUGGCUGUCUACGUGCCUAAGAAGGGCUCAGACUAUUUGUUUGUCGCCCAAACGGACAAAGUCGCUGUAUAUGACCAUUCAUUCAAGCUCAAAGGCACGUUGUCAUUGAAGGGAUACGAGGAUAUUGAAGUACAAGGAUUGAACAUAUUCCAAGGUGCAACAAGCAAGUACCCUGCUGGUGCUCUUACAUACGCCAUUGAGUCAGAGGAAGUCAACGGUUUCGGUGUAUCAUCUCUUGAAAAUGCGCUCAAUAAGCUCAAGAUCGAGGCCAACACUAAGUACGAACCAGGAAAGGUCAAGACCAACACCAAGAGCGAGCCAAUCUGCAAGACUUGUGAAGGCAAUGGCUUCUGUGUCAAGGACAAGAAGCAGAAAUGCGAAUGCUUUGCUGGUUUUGCUGGGAAAACCUGCAGCAGUUUCACAUGCACCGACAAGUGCUCCGGCCAUGGGAAGUGCGUUGGAGCGAACGAGUGUAAAUGCGACAAGGGCUGGGGAGGCUUACACUGUUCGUUUCUUCUCGUGGAGCCAACUUACGAGACCGAGUCACGUCUUGGUGAUGGCGAUGAUCCUGCAAUCUGGAUCUCACCUGAGAGUCCAGAUAAAUCUCGAAUCAUUGCGACGAUGAAGUCUGGAAAAGACGCUGGGCUUGGCGUGUUUGACUUGGCUGGCAGUCUUGUUCAGACUUUCACGGCCGGCGAGCCAAACAAUGUGGAUAUGAUUUACGGAUUCAAGGCGGGUGAUCGCAAGGUUGACUUAGCUUUUGCGGCGUGCCGAGCAGAUGAUACGCUGUGUCUUUUCGAGAUGCUUCCCAACGGAACACUGACUGAUAUCCCUGGCGGUAUACACCCUGUCGUCGAAGACUACAAAGUUUACGGCUCAUGUACCUACCGCUCUCCUAAGACCGGGAAACAAUAUCUCUUCGUCAACGAGAAAUCAGCACGAUAUCUCCAGUACGAACUCACCUCGACGUCCAAGGGAGAACUCAAGACGAAGCUUGUCCGGGAGUUCCAAGGCGGCAGCGGUGGACAGGUCGAGGGCUGUGUUACUGAUGAGGAGAACGGAUGGAUAUUCCUCGGAGAGGAGCCUUCCGCCCUCUGGAGGUACGGCGCUGAGCCAGACUCUAAGGACGAGGGUGUCAUUAUUGAAAAGGUCGGCGAUGGUAAACUCUAUGGAGACGUUGAAGGCGUAACCCUUGUCUACGGGUCCAAGCCUAACGAGGGAUUCAUCCUGAUUUCCUGCCAAGGAGUCAGCGCAUACAACGUCUACCGCCGAGCCGAACCUCACGAGUACGUUACCACGUUCACACUCGUUGAGUCAUCAGACGGGAAGAUCGACCCCGUGUCCAACACGGACGGCAUAACGGCUGUAGGAACAGGUCUGAACAAGGAUUUCCCACACGGGUUGGUUGUUGUGCACGAUGAUGCAAACCAAUUGCCUGGCGGAAAGACAAGCGCGGAGGCGAGCUUCAAGAUGAUCAGUUUGGAGAAGAUCCUGGGGUCCAAGGUGUUGGGUAAGAAGGGUCUGUUGGAUCAAGUUGACAAGAACUGGGAUCCUCGGAAGUAA